Molecule: messenger RNA, 1965 nt
Organism: Durusdinium trenchii
Lineage: Eukaryota; Dinophyceae; Suessiales; Symbiodiniaceae
Source: the annotation of a GenBank genome assembly
AUGGGAAUUCACUCUGGCCCUGUGGUGGCCGGUGUGGUUGGUAGCAAGUUGCCCAGAUAUCGCCUCUUCGGGAACACGGUGAACAUGGCCGCGCGCAUGAUGCAGAAGGGUUUGCCUGGCGAAUUGCAGUUCGGCGAGGCCACCAAGGCCUUGCUGCCGCCCCAGGUCAAGGUGACGCCCCGCGGCCAGGUGGAGAUGAAGGGGCAGGGAAAGGUGAACACGUAUCUGUUAGAUCACAAGGAAUGCUAUCGCCAUGUGACCGUCGUGCAGAUGUCCACUGUAAAGACCGGCAAAGCCCUCUUCAGGGCCUUGAUCGCUGGCAAGAAGGCGGCAGAGGGCGGUUUCCAAGGAGCUGCUCCUGGGUCGCCGCGCAGCGAAUUCCAAGAGAUCCUGCGGGAGGUCUUCCGAGAUCGCUCUGUUUCUCGCUGGUGGAGUUGUUUCUGCGCUUUCUGUCCUGGAUGGAACAGCUUUCCGAAAGAACUGGAAGUUGCGUACAAGAACUGGUACUUCCAGACCGUUUUCACCGACAACUUCAGUGCCAUCCGACUCCAGAGACAAACGCUCUUCAUGUUCAUCCUCACCGUGGUCGAGACGGGUUACAUGCUCUUUAUGAGUGAAGGCUUCGCCACCGUCCCCAACUUCUUCGAGGGCCUCGGCAAGCUCGAGAACUACUUUGGGCUCAGAUUGGCUGUGAUCGUUCUCUCCUUGGGCAUGUCCUUGAUUUGCCCGCCGGUGAUUAUGGCGUGCCGCCAUGAUUGCAGCAGCAGCUGGAAGGUGUGGUUCGCCUGGCUCGCCAGCCAGGCAGCGCACCUGACAUUUGUGACAGUUCUAAUGCUCUCCUACAUGCUGCUGCCAUCCUACGCCGCCGGACAGGCCAACGGCAAAAGCCAAGAGUUGACGGUGCCGGAUUAUGUGGUGGCGCUCAUGGCGUUGCCGGUGUAUGCUGCAGUGAUGAUGUCCUACCAGCAGGAUUUCCUCACCUCCGUCGUCUAUAUAGCGACGUUUGGCGUGAUGGUCCUUCUUUUGCGUUUCACGCCCGGUAUUGAUCAGAACGGCUAUCCCACGGGGGGCGUGACCUUCCUAGGGUACAGCAUGAUCUUCGCGGUGAAGGCCUACAUGGGCGAGCGCAGCUUGCGGGAGCAGUUCAAGGCUCGACACGCCAUCGAUGAAGCCAAGAGCCGGAUCGAGGACAUCCUCGACACUUUGAUGCCCCAACCGGUCAUGGAUGAGCUCCAACGUCUUCCCGCGGGCUCCAGUGCUUUGUCGCACCACUACCACCGGGCCACCUUGGUGCAAAGUGAUUUGAUCGGCUUUACGCGCAUGGCCUCGUUGAAACCGCCGGAGGCCGUGGUCAAGGCCGUCUCCGACCUGUUUGGCCUUUUUGAUGGCUUGGCUGAUGAGUAUGGGAUCUACAAGGUGGAGACUGUGGGGGAUGCCUACAUCGCUGGGCAAGCUGAGCCACCCUUGACGCUGGACAACUAUCCGCCCAAUGUGAUCCGCUUCGGGUUGAAGAUGAUCGGAGCGACUAAGAAGUGGUCAUCGGAGGCUUGGAGGAAGUGGUCAUGGAGGGUGGCCCCUUGGCCCUUGUGGCCCCUGGCAUCAGACUCGGAUGAGACCAUCGGGGUACGCGUGGGCGUGCACUCAGGCGAAUGCAUCGGUGGCAUCGUGGGGAUCGACAAGCAGCGCUAUCACCUCUUCGGUCAGCUGAUCCACCAGCUGGAGCUUCUAGAGUCCACAGCGCCAGAGAAUGGGCUCCAAGUGAGCAGUUCCUGCAAGGCGGCGGUGGAGGCCGCCUGGGCCAGCGAUACGCACACGCAUCGUGAGGAGAACCUCUCGGUGUCCUCGUGCUUGCGCUUCGACUUCGUCGAGCGCCCGGAGAAGCACCUGGUGACCUCGAAGGGGGAAGUGCAUCAAUAUGCAGAAGUGGGCGGCCGCACCUUCUUAGUUUGGCUGCCACCCUCCUGA